Molecule: messenger RNA, 2961 nt
Organism: Peromyscus eremicus (cactus mouse)
Lineage: Eukaryota; Metazoa; Chordata; Mammalia; Rodentia; Cricetidae
Gene: Erlec1
Product: endoplasmic reticulum lectin 1
Exons: 14
Coding region: 679-2130 (483 amino acids)
Biological process (GO): endoplasmic reticulum unfolded protein response; retrograde protein transport, ER to cytosol
Cellular component (GO): endoplasmic reticulum lumen
Source: RefSeq, a predicted model, not a curated record
GGGAUGGCAGGUAUCACCUGGGUGUCCCCAAACACAGGCAGCGUUAGUAAGGAGCUGGGGACUGACUUGACAACAGUUGCCAGCAGAAGAAACUAAGAGACGUUUCCAACGGGAAGAUGAAGUGUGAAAACAGUAAGAGUGGAGGGCACACAGCUCAGCCGGAAUUGUAAUUUCUACUUCGACCCCACACUGCUCCUACCUCUCAACCUGCUCUAGGGACGACGCCGCCCACUCUCCACCCCUCACACCCACCCCGCGAGAGUCCCAAGCAGCUGGACUCUGCAGCCGGGUCAGGACUCACCUCGCCGUGCCGCUUCGCCCAAGGGCCGACUCCCAGACCCGCUCAACCGGCGUUAGGUCCCAGACCUCCGUUUUUGAGUACAACCGCUAAGAUGCUACGGCCCAACGCAGUGCAAGGCGACACAAGCUCGGGCUUCCGUAGGCUACCGACCCACGACCCCGGAUGUUGAUGUGCUGCCUGCCCCGGAAGCGGUGGCCCGAGUGUAGGGCGGAGGCGGUGUUGCCCAACUCUCCGGAAGGAGACGUGGCGGCGGUUGGGUCUCCUGAACCGAGGACGCUUUGUAGUCCCGCCGCCGCCUCCUUCUCCUCCUCCUCCACCACCUGUUCUCCUCGGGUAGAGGAGGUUGUGACGGCGGCUGGAGGACGCGGCAACGGAGGAUGGAGGAAGGAGGCGGCGGCGUGCGGAGCCUGGUCCCCAGAGGGCCGCUGUUGCUGGUCCUGUGCGGUCUCCUGGAAGCGUCUGGCGGCGGCCGAGCGCUGCCCCAGCUCAGCGACGACAUCCCCUUCCGCGUCAACUGGCCCGGCACCGAGUUCUCUCUGCCUACAACUGGAGUUUUGUAUAAAGAAGAUAAUUAUGUCAUCAUGACAACUGCACAUAAAGAAAAAUACAAAUGUAUACUUCCUCUUGUGACAAGUGGGGAUGAGGAAGAAGAAAAGGAUUACAAAGGCCCCAAUCCAAGAGAGCUUUUGGAACCACUAUUUAAACAGAGCAGUUGUUCCUACAGAAUUGAAUCUUAUUGGACUUACGAAGUAUGUCAUGGAAAACAUAUUCGACAGUACCAUGAAGAAAAAGAAACUGGCCAAAAAGUAAAUAUUCAUGAAUACUAUCUUGGGAAUAUGCUGGCUAAGAAUCUUCUGUCUGAAAAAGAACGAGAAGCAGAAGAAAAAGAAAAGUUAAAUGAGAUCCCCACUAAAAAUAUUGAAGGUCAGAUGACACCCUACUAUCCUGUGGGAAUGGGAAAUGGUACACCUUGUAGUCUGAAACAGAACCGACCCAGAUCAAGCACUGUGAUGUACAUAUGCCAUCCUGAAUCUAAGCAUGAAAUCCUUUCAGUAGCUGAAGUUACAACUUGUGAAUAUGAAGUUGUCAUUUUGACACCACUCUUGUGCAAUCAUCCUAAAUACAGGUUCAGAGCCUCUCCUGUGAAUGAUAUAUUCUGCCAAUCACUGCCAGGAUCUCCAUUUAAACCCCUCACACUAAGACAGUUGGAGCAGCAGGAAGAGAUACUGAGGGUGCCAUUUAGGAGAAAUAAAGAGGAAGAGUCACCAUCUGCAAAAGAAGAGAGAUUUCCAGCCAUCCACAAACCUAUUGCUGUUGGCUCUCAGCCAAUGCUCACUGUUGGAACAACCCAUAUAUCCAAGCUGACAGAUGACCAGCUCAUAAAGGAGUUCCUUAGUGGCUCUUACUGCUUUCAUGGGGGUGUUGGUUGGUGGAAAUAUGAAUUCUGCUAUGGCAAAUAUGUACAUCAAUAUCAUGAGGACAAAGAUAAUGGGAAAACUUCUGUGGUUGUGGGGACAUGGAACCGAGACGAGCAUGUUGAAUGGGCUAAGAAAAACACUGCUAGAGCUUAUCAUCUUCAAGACGAUGGCACCCAGACAGUCAGGAUGGUGUCGCAUUUUUAUGGAAAUGGGGAUAUUUGUGAUAUAACUGACAAACCCAGACAGGUGACUGUAAAACUAAAGUGUAAAGAAUCAGAUUCUCCUCAUGCUGUUACUGUGUAUAUGCUUGAGCCUCACUCCUGCCAGUAUAUUCUUGGGGUUGAAUCUCCAGUAAUCUGUAAAAUCCUAGAUACAGCUGAUGAAAAUGGACUUCUUUCUCUCCCCAACUAAAGUAUAUUAAAAUUGAAGGAAAGAAAGAUGAUUGAAAGUCAUCACUUCCUCCCAACCAUGUCUCAUUAUAGAGUCUCACCGUUGGACCCUGUCUACAGUAUCACAGGAAAGGACUGGCAAUACGAUGUGAAAUCCAUGUGUAUAUAGAGGUUAUUGAUAAACGUGUAAGGCAGAUGCUUGUCUCACUUCAUUUAUUUUGGUGUUAUAUGAACUGAUUUCAUUUUGACUUUGCUUGGAUAAUGUGAUUUCAAAAUCUGAUUCAAGCAGUUUAGAGUCCAGCCUAUUCAGAUGUCAUAAUCUUGUACUUAUUGAAGUACUUUUAAAUAAUAUACUUAUUGUGUAAAUUACAGCAUAUAUAAUGAGCUAAUGAAGUAAAGAUAAUGAAGAGAAAAGUUGCUAGGAGAGUGUUUUAUUAAAUAACAGGCCAUGUAAAAUAUGUAAAAUUCUAGUGCCUGAAAUCCUUUCAGCAAAUUUUUCUGUGGCCGCUGCUCUGUGUCAGGCACUAAACUAGAAGUAGAAACAGAGUAGAGCCUCACAGAUGACCCGACACCACUGUUAUCUCAAGAAACUCUUUUUUUUUAUGGCAGGUUGCUCCUCUUCCUGAACUUUUAUGAUUCUUUCUUCUCAUAAGUGAGUUUAUUACCAGUGUAUAUAUGUAGUGCCAACGGUUGGUGUCUUCCCUAAAUUAGAAUGGUUCAUUCUAAAACUCACUGUGCUGGCUCUCUGUUGUACCUUCCUGCUGUAUAUUAUAAACCUUAGUUCUGGACAGUUUUACAGCACAGUAUUUAUUUCAAAGAGAAUAAAAUGUUCAUAAGCAGUCUUUUCAUGUAA